This is a messenger RNA of Didymodactylos carnosus, 1974 nucleotides long. NCBI's taxonomy places the organism in Eukaryota, Metazoa, Rotifera, Eurotatoria, Philodinida, Philodinidae. The record is from the annotation of a GenBank genome assembly.
AUGAAUGACGAAAAUUCGUUUUGUUAUCGUUCAGUUCAUAAAAAAUUACUUGAUGAUAUUGAUAUCGUUGUUAAUUAUUAUGAAAAUGAUAUAUCAAUUUUGAUUCAAUGGACAUUUUCGAAACCGGAUGUUCAAAAGUGGUUGUUUAAUUAUGUUGAUGAAGAAAAAACGUUAGAUAUGAAUACACCAUUAUUAUUUUAUAUUUGUCAAUCAUCCACAUCAUCAAAUAUGGCAUUUCAUAAGAAUUUUCUCUAUUUAGAUAAUUCAUUAUUUCACAUACUCUUCUCAUAUUUAAUUGACUCAAAAAAAAAUAGCACUAAUAAUCGUAUUAUACUUGUUUGUCUUCCAGAUGGAAGAAUAUUAGCCUUGCCUGAGUAUCCAAUUAACCAAACACAUCAUGAUUAUUAUAUGUGGCAUCAAUUUCCAUUGUCAAGUCAAUGCAUAACUAUUACCGGUAUAUUAUAUUAUGCAAAUUUAUUAGAUGCUGUCCUAUCAACAACAAACAGCACAUCAGAUCUUCCUCUUGAUACACCAGUUAAUCAUCUUGUUUGUUGUGAAAAAAAUGGUUCAAUGGUGAUAUUUGCUUGUAAUUUUGUUCGACGUGUAUUAUUAGAUCGAUCUAUUUCUCAUGCAUGUACAUACAAAGAACAUCUCGUUUAUAUUACAGAAAAUGAUAUAAGAUAUGUGUCCUAUGGAGAAUUAUUGAAACCAAGUAAUGAUGAUGUGAUGAAAGCUUGUAAAACAUUAAAAAUAGGAAAAUAUAAUCAAGUUCGAGUAGACGGUCAAGAUUUGAUUGUUCGUUGUCGUAAUGGACGAUUUGAACGUCUAACAGACUUCAUAUCAUCUUCGACCAAUCUUCAUGAUUCAGUUUGUUCUAUUAAUUAUUCAAAUGAUGAAUUAUUAAAGCAGAUUGGUCAUUUAUUAAAGAAACUUGCUUGUCUCGUGACAACAAUAGCUGAUUUACAGACAAAUUUUACUCUAUUAGAACGUUCAUUAAAUAAAAUUCAAGAUUUUUUUAAAAAAUUAAAUGUUAACACAUGUCUACAAUUAAAAAGUGUUACAACAAAUUCCAAAGAGAAUUAUGAUAAUAUUAUGUAUCAUUAUGUUGAAUUUCAAUUAUCCAUGACUGAUCGUCAAUCUAAACUUCAACCAAAUGAUUUAAUGUUACUUUUAAUAUGUCGAUUAUCAAAUACACAUGUACAUCUAUGUCAAACAAUGGUAACCAGUUUUUCAUCAAUUAAAUGUUCAAUUCCAACAGUUACAUGCCUAUGUCAACCAAUUUUAAUGUUAAAACCAUCUAUUGUAUACGGACAUAAAUUCAUGGAUAAAAUUACAUUAUGUCAGAUACUUAAACCAAUAUUAUUAUUUCCAAAUGAAAAAAUAACUCAGACAUCAUCACUUAUGACCAAUAUAUCAACUUUAUCGUUUAGUACGAAAAUAGAAAAGUAUUUUCAACGACAUUUCAAUAAUAAAUUUAAAUAUUCAAAUGAAAAUCAAAUAAUAACAAAACAUAAAAUUGAAUUAAUUAUGAAAAAUGAAUCAGCAAUAAAUUUUAAAAAAUCUCAUGUUCAAUUACCCAAACGUAUCAUCAUUUGUGGAACGAUCAUUGAACUCGAAUGCCAUUACGAAGACAACAAAACAGAAAUAGAAAAUACUAUGGUUGAUACGUCAGCAUAUCGAAUAUUAUUGUCUUGUUCUUCUCUGCAUCGAUUUUUAAUUUAUUUUUCUUCUUUAACUGAAAUAUUAUCAGCAAAUAAUAAUAUUUCACAAAAAUACCAUGUUAAAAAUGUUGAUGUUUUACCAGUAGAAUCAUUGCUCAAGGAUGCACAUAAUUAUUUAUUGACAACGUCUCUUAGUUCAAGUCAAAAAUUGUCAGAUACAUUGUCAGAUACAUUGAUAUUAAAUUUGUUACAAAUCAGAAUCUAUUUUGCACUCAUUCGUCUUGGCUCGAAUUUUACGGUAAAAAUGUUCUAA